Striga hermonthica is the source of this 3702-nucleotide messenger RNA. The record is from the annotation of a GenBank genome assembly. Lineage: Eukaryota; Viridiplantae; Streptophyta; Magnoliopsida; Lamiales; Orobanchaceae.
AUGUUUGCUGAUGCUCCUGCUUAUUAUGAGAUUGUGACCCCAGUAAUGGGUGGAAAUACGAGAUUUGAGUUGACAUCGGCCAGCCCUGAGACCAGUUACUACGAGGGGCAAAGGGGAUACUCUACUCCCACUUUGGAUAGAUCAACAAGUUUCAGAGAGAGCGUAGAUAACAAAUAUGUUGCUUCCGGAAAGGCAAAUUCUAGAGGAACUGUUUCCACUUCGGGAGAUGUGACUACAUUAUCUCAAUGCCUAAUGUUGGAGCCAAUUGCUAUCAAUGAUCAAAAGCAUGCACGGUCUGGGGAUUUGAGGAGGGUUCUUGGUUUUUCUGUUGGUAGCAAUUCAGAAGACAACUCUUUUGGUGCUGCUCAUUUAAAGAAUUCAUCACCCGGGGCGGUGGAUGAAUUGAAGCGAUUAAGAGCAAGUGUUGCAGAUACUUGUGUUAAAGCUAGUGGUAGAGCAAAGAAGUUGGAUGAUCAUUUGAAUAAGUUGAACAAAUAUGUUGAUGCGGUGUCCUCCAAAAAGCAGCAGCAAAGGAAUGAGAUGCUGCCUAAUGAACGGUCAAGUGGGUCAACCUUGAAGACUGGAUCCAUGAUGCAUCGAAAUACUGCUGAAUUUGGAAAUCUAAUGUUUGAUGAGAGGCCUAAGAAUGGUGGAUUGAAUAAGCGCUUACGGACAUCAGUUGCAGAAACUCGGGCAGAAUGUAGGGUUGGUGGAGCACCGCGGCAACCUGUGGCACCGGCAAGAGAAAGAGACAUGCUUAAAGAUAACAAUGCAGAUCCUGAUACUGUUGAGGGUAAAAUAAGAAGAUUACCUGCUGGUGGAGAAGGAUGGGACAAGAAAAUGAAAAGGAAACGCUCAGUUGGUGCAGUCUUUUUGAGAUCUAUUGAUAACGAUGGGGAACUAAAAAGAACUGUGCAUCGUAAGUUGCCUGGUGAAUCUAGCCUGCAAUGUGAUUCUGCCCCUAGUAUCAGGUCAAGUGCUUCUGGUAGCAAUAACAAACUAGAUCCAGUUUCAUCUCCUGCCGGUUCAAGUGCUCGUACAGCCUUAAAAAAUGAACAAGAAAAAUCCAUGCUCUCAAGGGAUCUCUUGUCAGGAUCAAUGAAGGAGCAAACCUUAGGAAAACUAAAUGUUAGGAUGGGUAAUCGUGAGGACAUCAAUGCUAUAUGUCCUAGUCCAAUAUUAAAAGGGAAGGCUUCAAGGGCACCACGGAGCGGAUCUAUGGUUUCAGCUAGUUCAACUUCUAACAUACCUCGUGUAUCUGUGACUUUGGAGAGCUGGGAACAGCCACAAGCAGUACAUAAAACCUCCACUACUUGUGGGGCUAACAAUCGGAAACGUUCGAUGCCUGCUGGAUCAUCAUCUCCACCCAUUACUCAAUGGGUUGGUCAGAGGCCACAGAAGAUCUCACGAACCAGGAGGACAAACCUUAUCCCUGUAUCAAGCCAUGAUGAUGUCCAGAUGCAAUCUGAAGGAUGCUCACCUUCAGAUUUUAGCACCCGGUUUAGCAGUGGCACCAAUGCCACUCUUCCCACCAAGGGUUCUGCCAGUGGAAAAUUAAAUUUUAAAUCAGGAUCCGGAAAUGAUCCGUCUCCUGUAAGAUUGUCAGAAAGUGAAGAAUCGGGUGCUGGUGAAAUCAGAAUAAAGGAAAAGGGUUUAGGCAGUGGAGAUGGGGAAGAGAAGGAUGCAAAUGCUGCUCCGAAUGUUGGGCCAUCUGCAAUCCCCGUGAAAAAGAAUAAACUUGUGGUCAAAGAAGAAAGUGUUGAUGGCGUGAGGAGACAAGGGCGUAGUGGGAGGAUUUCACCAUUUUCUAGGACUAGUCCGUCACCAACAAUAGAGAAAAUGGAUAAUGAGGGGACAACUAAACCUCAACGGAAUGCAAGGUCUUCUGAAAAGAAUGGAAGCAAGUCAGGCCGUCCUCUGAAGAAGCUUUCGGAUCGCAAAGGAUAUUCUCGUCUUGUCCAUAUUGCCAAUGGUGGCUCCCCUAGUUGUAGUGGUGAAUCGGAGGAUGAUCGUGAGGAGCUCAUGGCUGCUGCUAACCUGGCUUGCCAUGCUAGUCUUAAUGCUUGUACAAGUGCAUUCUGGAAAACAGUAGAGUCCUUGUUUGCUUCCAUUGGCCCUGAUGAAAAGUCAUUUUUAUCAGGACAGGUCAAAUUAGCUGUAGAAUCAUGCACAAGUUAUUAUCCCAACUAUGUCUAUGGAAAUAAUGUUCAAGUGAAAUUGGCUGAUUAUUCCCAUGAAGAUACUGCAGCGCCUGAUUCUUUCAAUUUUGGAGGAUAUAGAAGCAUAAAAAGUGAAAUUGGGUCAAAGAACUCUUUGGAUCGGAUGGGAUGCAUUGCGCCGCUCGAAACUUCCCCUCUAUAUGGUUGCUCAGAAAGAGAGAAAAGAUACGAUGUACUUCCUCCACUUUAUCAAAGGGUACUCUCCGCUCUCAUUGUUGAAGAUGAAAUUGAAGAAUCUGAAGACACUGGUUUUGGGAGGAUGAGGAGCUCAUUUAAUGAUUCAUGCUUCCUUAUUGGUGCCGACUGUGAACCCAUUGAUAAGAUGAGCCUCAGUGGGCCAAUGUUUGGUGCGCAAUCUCUGAGAACGGGCAAUGCACACAUAAUCUUUUCAUGUAAUGGAAGCGCGGACUAUGAUAGGAGUCAUAAUACUCAAAAUCAUUUUGGUAAUGGUGAGCUGCUGCAAAGAGAGGGGGGCUAUGUGCACUCUGAGGUUGAAGUGUUGGUUAGACUCUCAACAUGUGAUUAUGUUCUCCAAAGUCUGCAGACGAGUAACUGUGACAUUUCUUCUUACGAGUGCCAGUAUGAGCAGAUGUGUGUUGAAGAAAAGCUUGUACUCGAAUUGCAGAGUGUUGGUCUGUACCUGGAAGCCGUGCCUGCUUUGAACGAUAAAGAAGAUGAGGCGAUAAACGAGGAAAUUGUACAACUAGAGAAGGGACUUCAUGAACAGAUGGGGAAGAAGAAAUCUUGCUUGAAUGCUAUAUGCAAGGCUGUUCAGGAAGGCAGGAAUAUUGUAGGAAGAGACCCGGAGCAGACUGCGAUGGACAAACUUGUUGAGUUGGCGUACAAGAAACUUUUGGCAACUAAAAGAAGCUUUGCUUCUAAGCAUGGGAUAAGUAAGGUGUCAAAACAAGUUGCUUUGACAUUUGCAAAGAGGACACUCACGAGAUAUCGAAAAUUCGAGAUGGAUUCAAGAACAAGCUGCUUUUCGGAUCCUACACUCCGGGAUAUCAUUUUUACCGCACCACCUCGUUUUGAUGAAACAGAGAUGCUUAUUGGUGCUGGUCAGACACUUGCUAAUGAUGCAUUUGAUGUUCCGGUUCAUCAAUCGGAGCGGGCUUUCGCGAAAAAUGGGCCAAUAACCAAUAGAGCAAAGAGGAAGGAGCUAUUUCUCGAUGAUGUUGGAGGAGCUGUUUUCCGAGCCUCAUCUACUAUGAGCGGCGAACGCAGAGCAAAAUCUAAGCCCAAGCAGAAAAAUGCAGAGCCAUUGUCUGCAGCUAAUGGCUUUAACGAUAAAUCCUCGGAGUUUGCUAAUCUGCCGCUGAACGAUAUAGACGGCAUUGAUGAGCUGGGUGUGGAUUCGGAGAUUGGGGAGCCGCAGGAUCUGAAUUCGUGGUUUAACUUUGAAGUGGACGGAUUACAGGAUCAUGAUUCAGUCGGGCUUGAGAUACCUAUGGAUGACUUGGCCGAACUUAACAUGUUCUGA